Messenger RNA from Felis catus (domestic cat), 3201 nucleotides. It is a transcript of the gene SPSB1, whose product is annotated as splA/ryanodine receptor domain and SOCS box containing 1. Gene Ontology annotation, biological process: proteasome-mediated ubiquitin-dependent protein catabolic process. Gene Ontology annotation, cellular component: SCF ubiquitin ligase complex. The record is from RefSeq and is a predicted model, not a curated record. Gene Ontology annotation, molecular function: protein binding. Bases 447 to 1268 code for a protein of 273 amino acids. Lineage: Eukaryota; Metazoa; Chordata; Mammalia; Carnivora; Felidae. The transcript has 3 exons.
UCCCAGCAGCGAGGAGUGAGUCCGUGGAGGAGCGGGCCCCACUGUUUGUUUUGCCUUCUGUGUUCUCCCGGCCAGUGGUAACCAAGGGCCGCUUCCCCUUGGUGACGGCGGAGCUCGCUCAGGCCAGGGCUGAUCUAGCCCCAGCGGAGGAGGCCUGGGGGACCCGCAGGCCCGGCCACUGGCAGGGAGGCAGCCUCCCCUCCUCAGAUCUGCCCCCAGCCCGAGAGCCCGUGGACUCCUCACCUGGCGCUUUCCCCAGGCACUGGCCUGAAACAUUCCAGAACUCCGGAUCCGGUGGCAACACUGAGCGCGCCGCAGUCCACAGAGGCCGCCUGGAAACCUUCCUUGGGACGUCUGUCUGGGCCUCAUUGGAAAACUGGACGGGAGACCCCACGAUUGAUGAGUUUGCCUUGGGAGUCGGUGCAAAGGUGAAACCAAAGGCGAUCAUGGGUCAGAAGGUCACCGGAGGCAUCAAGACUGUGGACAUGAGGGACCCCACGUACCGGCCCUUGAAGCAGGAGCUCCAGGGCCUGGACUACUGCAAGCCCACCCGCCUGGACCUGUUACUGGACAUGCCCCCCGUGUCCUACGACAUCCAGCUGCUCCACUCGUGGAACAACAACGACCGAUCGCUCAACGUCUUCGUGAAGGAGGACGACAAGCUGAUCUUUCACCGGCAUCCGGUGGCCCAGAGCACGGACGCCAUCAGGGGCAAAGUCGGGUACACGCGUGGGCUGCACGUGUGGCAGAUCACGUGGGCCAUGAGGCAGCGGGGCACGCACGCCGUGGUGGGGGUGGCGACGGCGGACGCCCCCCUGCACUCCGUUGGGUACACGACUCUCGUGGGGAAUAACCACGAGUCCUGGGGCUGGGACUUGGGGCGCAACCGGCUCUAUCACGAUGGCAAAAACCAGCCGAGCAAAACGUACCCGGCCUUUUUGGAGCCGGAUGAGACAUUUAUUGUCCCUGACUCUUUCCUUGUGGCCUUGGACAUGGAUGACGGGACUCUGAGCUUCAUUGUGGACGGACAGUACAUGGGAGUGGCUUUUCGAGGACUCAAGGGCAAAAAACUGUAUCCUGUAGUGAGUGCCGUCUGGGGCCACUGUGAGAUCCGCAUGCGCUACUUGAACGGCCUUGACCCCGAGCCCCUGCCACUCAUGGAUCUCUGCCGCCGCUCCGUGCGCCUGGCCCUGGGGAAGGAGCGUCUGGGUGACAUCCACACACUGCCGCUGCCCGCCUCCCUCAAGGCUUACCUCCUCUACCAGUGACGCUCUAGCCCCGGCAUCGCCAGCACGACAGCCACCUGGUGCCACCUCACCGAGCUACCGCCGUGCCCCGCGCCGCGGGCUGGCAUCUGGCCGCGGGAGGAAGCCCCUGCUCUCCCUCUUCAUCCCGCCCAGCGCCCCUGCCAGACACGGACAGCUCGACCCAGGCCCCUCUGUCCCCCGUCCUGACGUUGGCAGAAGUCCCCUGCAUGCCGCACAACGUCCCUCUUUGGAAAAGGACACAGAACAGACUCCUAGGAAGCCCUGCGCUGAGCUCCGAUCUGCCCUCGGGGUGGCGUGGGCUACCCCUGCCACCUGCCGGGUCCCAGCGCCAAGCGCAGAUCCCAGGGGUGCUAAGAGGUGCUCAGAUAAAGGCUGGUGCUGAGGCCGGUGGGGCCACGCCACGGCAGACAACGCUCAGGACGUCAGGAACUCCCCAUGGACUCCGAGGCAGAAGCAAACCAAGAUCGGACCUUCCGCAGCGCCCAGCAUCAGCCCCGGCUGUCAGUCCCUUGGUACCCUCUAUUUAUUCUUUGAACAAUAACAAAAGCCAUUUAUUUAUUCCAUUUAGAAAGGAAACCUUGUUUCAGUACCCUCUCUCUGGAGUGUUCUGGUGGUCCCUUCCACCUGCCCCUCCCUAGGAUAUGUGUGUGCCUCACCUGCUCCUCUCAGUGGGCCGUGUCCUCACAGGGGCACGAGGGUGUCUUUGUUUGGGGCUCUGGACCUACAGUUUCCGGGGUGGCUCUGCUCCGAGUUCCCGAGCACGCCCCUCAGGGAACAUUCGCCUCACGUGCAAUACAAGAAUCUUGGGGGUCCCGUCUGCAAGGGCUGUGGCAGCUCCCUGUGUCUCUCCAGGUAGCCACUCACCCCUCGGACUCGGACAUCUUUGCACGUGGUUGUAUUUCUUCAGUCUUCUGGGGGAGGGUGUUGCUGCUUUUGCCUUUCCUUUCCUAGCUGAGAUUUCCCAUGUGCGUCGUCAGAAGCCCUGGCCUUCUGGAGCCUCAACCAAGAAGGGAGGCUGAGUGGGUCUCCAUCCCCAGAGGAACCAGGGGCAGGACGGGCUGGGGAGACCACAGAGAGGUGGUGCCCCACCGGAAGCCAGCGCAGGCCCCCACUUAGUGCCCCUGUCUGGGCUCUGCGCCCGGGUGGAACAGCCUCAGCUCACCACAACUCCCCCCCCCCCCCCAGAGCCACACGAGGUGCAGGGCGGGGUGGGACGGGGCAGCCAACAGAAGAGGGUCACUAGCGCCCUGCCACAGCCCCCCCCACGUAGCAGCCCCCAGCCCCUGCCACCGCGUUCACCACCUUCUAUCUUGAGGUCAACUCUCUUCGAAUCGGACUUCUGUUCGUUUCUAUACCAGUACAAUAGAUGACUUUAUUUGUUUAAAUGUUUAAUAUAUAUACAUAUAUAUUUGUCUGUAAGAAUUAUGUUUUAAACAGCUGCUGUAGGGUACCUUUAAAAAAAAAAAAGUCUUCCAACGGAGUAUAUUUUUUAAAGCACAAAAUUGGUACCAAGUCUGGGUGAGGAAUGUAAAUUGCCCCCUUAUUAUUUUGAGGUUUUUUCCAAGGGCGGGGGCGGGGUGGGGGGGAGUGGGGAGGAAAUCUUACCUGUAAGACUUUUAAAGACUUUUCCUCACUCCUGUUUCGGGGUGGGUCAUGUUCUCAUGAAUGUUGCACACGAGAGAGUUCUAUUUCUGCCGCUCCCAGCCUUACUGCCUUGGCCCAGCCGUCUCCCACCGACGCUGGAUGAAUUGCGGGCUCUUUGUCAUUUCUCUGCACCUCUGUCCCCAAGCUUCCCAAACCCCGGCCCCACCCUUCUUUCCCCUCAGCCCAGAACCUUGUGACCUGUACAGUUUUGAAACUCCCGUUCUAUUUUAUGAUGGUUAAUAAUAGUCAGUAACCUAAUAAAGGAAAGUUUAUUAAAAAUACAAAGCCA